Molecule: messenger RNA, 863 nt
Organism: Sardina pilchardus (European sardine)
Lineage: Eukaryota; Metazoa; Chordata; Actinopteri; Clupeiformes; Clupeidae
Gene: calml4a
Product: calmodulin-like 4a
Exons: 5
Coding region: 36-497 (153 amino acids)
Cellular component (GO): myosin II complex
Molecular function (GO): calcium ion binding
Source: RefSeq, a predicted model, not a curated record
UUACAGGAAGUAACACACACACAAAUCCGUCCAACAUGGCAAAGUUCCUUUCACAAACGCAAAUUAACGAAUUCAAAGAAUGUUUUUCCCUAUACGACAAGAAACGUAAAGGGAAGAUUGAGGCAAAAGACUUGAUCACAGUGAUGCGAUGUCUGGGAACAAGUCCAACCCAUGGUGAGGUGGACCGACAUCUACAGGUUCAUAAGAUAGAUAAAAAAGGCGAGUUAGACUUCUCCACUUUCCUGACCAUGAUGCACAGACAGGUGCAGCAAGAGGACCCAAAGGCAGAGAUCUUGGAGGCCAUGCGCAUGACGGACAAAAAGAAGCAGGGCUACAUCCUCGCCACUGAGCUGCGAGCAAAACUAACAGGCCUAGGAGAGAAAUUAACAAACAAAGAAGUGGAUGACCUGUUUAAAGAGGCCAACGUUGGCCGUGAUGGAAUUAUUCGUUAUGAAGAAUUUACCAGGAUGGUGACGCUCCCUCCAGCAGACUACUGAGAGAAAGGGAUGGGCACAUUUGAAAUAUACUUACAGACUAAUCAUUGCAUAAAUCUGGCAUUUGUGCCACAUUAGCCUUCACGCACCCAACAAUUCUACAAUUGCAUUAACCGUUGUGAGUGCACAUGUUUGAAACCUGUUAAAAUUGCAAAUGUUGGGAAGUUAAAAAAUGUACAUACUGCACCACUAGAUGGCACUCCAGUGUAGAUUGACUCAGAUACGGCUCUGGAUUGACUCAGGGAUUUAUAUUUGUCUUUCAUCCUGUUGCCAGUUUCCUUUAUGGGAUUUACUAUGUCCAUUAGCAGUGCAAUUACACUGAUUUUAAAAAAGAGCUGUUCUGUAUAUGGCAAUAAUAAUAAUGUUUAA